AUGCAGCACGACCCCCCGCGGCGCCGGGAGCGGCGGGCCGAGGCGCGCCUGCUGGCCGCGUCGUCCUUCGGCCGGGACCUGCUGGCGGGCGGCGUGGCGGCCGCCGUGUCCAAGACGGCCGUGGCGCCCGUGGAGCGCGUGAAGCUGCUGCUGCAGGUGCAGGCGUCGUCCAAGCAGAUCCGGCCCGAGGAGCGCUACAAGGGCCUGCUCGACUGCCUGCUGCGGAUCCCGCGCGAGCAGGGUUUCUUCAGUUACUGGCGUGGCAACUUGGCAAAUGUUAUUCGGUAUUUUCCCACACAAGCUUUAAACUUCGCUUUCAAGGACAAAUACAAACAGAUUUUUAUGUCUGGAGUUAACAAGGAGAAGCAGUUCUGGAGGUGGUUUCUGGCAAACCUGGCUUCUGGUGGCGCUGCUGGAGCGACUUCCUUGUGUGUGGUCUACCCCCUGGACUUUGCCCGGACCCGUCUUGGUGUGGACGUCGGGAAAGGACCUGAAGAGCGACAGUUCAAGGGUCUCGGGGACUGUAUCAUGAAAAUAGCAAAAUCAGAUGGCAUUAGAGGCCUGUACCGAGGGUUUGGGGUCUCGGUUCAGGGCAUCGUUGUCUAUCGAGCCUCUUACUUUGGAGCUUAUGACACAAUUAAGGGCGUACUAUCCAUAUCGAAGGAAACCCCUUUCCUGGUCUCCUUUUUUAUUGCUCAAGUUGUGACCACGUGCUCCGGGAUACUCUCGUAUCCCUUUGACACAGUGAGACGACGCAUGAUGAUGCAGAGCGGAGAGGCUGAGCGGCAGUACAGAGGCACCCUGGACUGCUUUAUGAAGAUGUACCAGCAGGAGGGGCUCGUUGCGUUUUUCCGGGGGGCCUUCUCCAAUGUCCUUCGUGGUACAGGAGGUGCUUUGGUAUUAGUGCUGUAUGAUAAAAUUAAAGAAUUCCUUCAUAUUGAUACUGGGGGUAGUUCAUCAGGAGAAUAA
Sorex fumeus (smoky shrew) is the source of this 969-nucleotide messenger RNA. It is a transcript of the gene SLC25A31, whose product is annotated as solute carrier family 25 member 31. Gene Ontology annotation, cellular component: mitochondrial inner membrane. The record is from RefSeq and is a predicted model, not a curated record. Gene Ontology annotation, molecular function: ATP:ADP antiporter activity. Bases 1 to 969 code for a protein of 322 amino acids. Lineage: Eukaryota; Metazoa; Chordata; Mammalia; Eulipotyphla; Soricidae. Gene Ontology annotation, biological process: mitochondrial ADP transmembrane transport; mitochondrial ATP transmembrane transport. The transcript has 6 exons.